This is a messenger RNA of Dunckerocampus dactyliophorus (ringed pipefish), 3449 nucleotides long. RefSeq lists its product as uncharacterized. The record is from RefSeq and is a predicted model, not a curated record. The coding region runs from base 1954 to 3102 and encodes 382 amino acids. NCBI's taxonomy places the organism in Eukaryota, Metazoa, Chordata, Actinopteri, Syngnathiformes, Syngnathidae. The transcript has 2 exons.
CCGGCGCGGGCGGGCUUCUUUCCGGUUGUGGUGGCGUCUCUGGGCCUGCCGGUUUGUGGCCCCCGGUACCCGUCUGCCUUUGUGGGGUGUGAUCUCUCGCUGGUCUCGGGGGUUGGCAGUCCUCCGGCCCGCUGGCGCCGUGUCCUUGGCUGGGAUUACCUCUCUUCGGCCCCUUGCUGGUCUUCCCGGGGGGGGGGGGGGCUCUCUGGGCUGGCUCUUGGGGCACUGAUCUUUGUGCUGCCUGCCCCUAUGGGCCUGGUGGCCUUCUGGCGGCCGGGGCCCGGCCUUGCUAUUUGGGGCGGGGCUCUCUGGGAGGUGGAAGGCAGCCCCUUUCCUUUCAUGCAUUCUCAGUGACAAUUACAUGCCCACACAUUCUUGCACCUUUAUAUAUAUGAAGUCUUCCCCACAUACAGAGAUACCUGUACAUAUGCACACUCACAGUACAUACGUACUUCCCCACAUUACUCACUGAGUUAACCAGGGUGUUAUUAUGUUGUUGGUUUUAUUACAGCGACGGUGAUAUCAGCAGUAUGACUAUAUAUAUGUAUGUAUAUGUGUGCAGUAUAUAUAUGUAUAUAUAUAUGUAUGUAUGUAUAUGUAUAUAUAUAUGUGUAUAUAUAUAUAUUUUUUUUUACAAUGAUGUGCAUUACAGUAACUGAUUCUAUUCACUAUCAUGGAUAAUCAUUUCAUUACUACAGUUAUGUGUGACUGUUUCAAUGCGGUAUUAUCAUGGUGAUCACUAUCAUAAUUCAUCAUUUCAUGACUGCUACUGUGUGCGACUGUUUCAAUGCAGUACUGUCAUUGUGAUCACUGUCAUAGUUCAUCAUUUCAUGACUGCUAUUAUGUCUGAUUGUCAUUGACAGAUUUGUCAUUGUGGUUGUUGAUAUUGAUUUGUCCUUUAUCCUUGUUCGUCUUUAUAGUUGUCACGGACAUUUAUUUGCUGAUGUCGUUCUGUAUGUUUCUGUUGUUCUGUCACAAUUGUUGUUGUUGCUGCUGUUGUCCUUGUCUCUUGUCUCUCUUUUUUUUGUUUUUGUCCCCUCUGCCCCCCCCCCGUUUCCUUUUCUCUUCUUCUCUGUCCCCUCCUGCUCCGGUCCGGUCGCUCCAAAUUUGCUUUAUUACAAGCAUCAAGGUCGAAUAAAUUUUGUAUGACAGGGGAAGUGUAUAUCACACUUCUCUCUGGCAGAGUAAAUCUGUUGAGCACUUGACGGCAUUUAGGUCUACAAUUCUAUCUGCUUUUAAGGCUGGACAGGACAGGGGUAAAAAAAAAAAAAAAAAGAAAAAUCCCUGUUACAUCCUGUGUCGAUGUUGAUUGUCAACAAGUUUAUAUUUUUGGGUGUCUGGAAAAGAUUCAUUGGAUUUACAUCAUUUCCUGUGGGAAAAAUUAACUUGGUGUUUGUAUGUUUUGUUUUUUGGACCUUUUGGAAAGAAUUCAUGACAAAAAGCGACAUUCCGCUAUUUAUAAAUAAACAAUAUAAGAGGAAAAAUAUGAUUGACUUAUUACAUACCAUACUUUUUUUAAACAAUACAAUAGAUAAACAUAACCAACCAAUACCAACAAUUUGAACAACACAACAAAAUAUUUGUGGAAAUAGACAUGGAAGCUAACUGAAAAAUGUCGAGCUCAUCAAGUUAGUAUCUUUCCGUCACUGAUGCUGACAUCGGUAUCGAUAUGACAGCUACACUGGUGUGAAAACGUGUUUUCCCCACUGAUCUAUAUUAUAUAUCUGGAUACACCAUACGUCGCACGCGCCCGUGCAAGCCGCUGAAGCCACAGAGAGGCCAUCUUACCACACUCCCCUAUAGCAAUGCAUUACGGAGCCCCGGAGGGGACAUGAAGAAAAAAAAAUAUGAUGGGUAAAAAAAAAAAAAAAAGACCGAACUUUUGCGUUCCCUCGCAAAACUUUUGCGAGGGAACGCAAAACAGUAUUGCGUUAUCUCGCAAAAGACACGACAAUGGAGUGGGAUAAGUUUAUUGAGUUUUAUUUUGAGUUGGGCCUAAAAUACAAAGAUAUUAAAACAGUGCUUAGCAGUAAACAUAGGUUCGAGGUAAGUCAAAGACACCUAAAAAGAAUCUGCAGCGAAAGAGGGCUCUCUCGUCGCAAAGCGUAUUCAGAUGUAGCGGUCCUGGUUGAUUUCAUCAAGUACCAACUGCAAUACUUCGGACAACUUCACGGGUAUAGAUGGAUGUACGCGAAAUGCAGAGAAAGUGGACUACGGGUGAGGAAAGAGGAUGUGCGAAUGGCAUUGAAGGAACUGGAUCCGAGAGGAGUCGCAUUCAGGCAAGCAAGGCGCUUACGACGACGGAGGUACUUCUCCAAAGGGCCGAACUUCAUCUGGCACCUGGACUCAAAUGAUAAACUGAAGCCAUAUGGCUUCUGUAUCAACGGGAGCAUUGACGGGUUCUCCAGAAAGAUUAUCUGGCUCAACGCGUACACCACAAACAGUGACCCAAAGCUGAUUGGAGGCUAUUACAUCGAAGCAGUUCAACGUUUGGGGGGCUGCCCACGAAUUGUGAGGGGUGAUCCUGGCACUGAGAAUGGCCAUGUAAGAGACUUUCAGCGGUUACUCGUCCCUAUUCCUCCAGACGGCACCGUUGACAGUUACUUGGAGGGAGCCAGUACCGCCAACCAAAGAAUUGAAUCUUGGUGGGGUUUUCUACGCAGACAGUGUGUGGAGUUUUGGUUGUCUUUGUUUGCAGACCUCAGAGAUAAUGGAUUAUAUGACGGCGGGUUUCUGGACAAGGCAAUCCUUCAGUUUUGUUGCAUGGGACUCAUCCAGGAUGAGUUGGAUGACACUGCACAGGUUUGGAAUACACACACCAUCAGACCGUCAAAAAACAUCAACGUCCCCAGUGGUCGGCCCAAUGUGAUGCAUACAUUACCUCAACUCUAUGGGACCAGAGACUUCCUUUCCCCCGUUGAUGAUGCAAUCCAACUGUGCAAAGAGGAAUGCGUCUUUCGCCUGUCAAUACCAUGUGAUCCAGAUGUGUAUAAACUGUGCCUUAUCUUUAUGGCAGAGUCCCAUCUGACUCCACCAGCUGAUCCAUAUCAGGCGGUGAGUUUGUACAUGCAUCUUAGACAGGUCAUCACUGAGUCUAUAUAAGGCAAAAUGCCAAUCCAGACCAUAACUCCUCCGAUUGACCUCAUGACCUCUAAAUGCUCCCCUUCUGAGUGUGCGCCUGCAUCUGCAGUAUGUGUGGCCUUUAAUUUGAAAACUGCUUGACAAAACUAAUGUAUCUUCUAUUUGUGAUAAACAGCAGAUCAAUUUCUUCUUAUUUUGUAAGAAUUACAAAUUCAUUUCAUGUUUUCAUCACACAAAAUAAGAUUACUGCCACAAACAAGUUGAGAAACAUUUAUUGUAAGUUGACUAGAAACAACACAAAUGCCUUAUAUUCUUGUAGAACUAUUUUGGUAACUGUUGUGGUACUGCAUUCUUUAUUCUGUAUGAAA